AUGCCGGCGUUUUACGGAGGAAAACUCACCACCUUUGAGGAUUCCGAGAAGGAGAGCGAGUAUGGUUACGUUCGCAAGGUUUCAGGUCCUGUUGUUGUUGCGGAUGGAAUGGCUGGUGCGGCUAUGUAUGAGUUAGUGCGUGUCGGGCAUGAUAACUUGAUUGGUGAGAUUAUUCGGCUGGAAGGAGAUUCCGCCACAAUCCAAGUUUAUGAAGAAACUGCUGGAUUGACGGUUAACGAUCCUGUUCUUCGAACACACAAGCCACUGUCAGUGGAGCUUGGACCAGGGAUAUUGGGAAACAUCUUCGAUGGAAUUCAGAGGCCUUUGAAGACUAUUGCGAGAAUAUCUGGUGAUGUGUACAUCCCUCGUGGGGUGUCUGUUCCAGCUCUUGACAAAGAUUGGCCAGCUCAAUCACUAGCUGUUGGACCACAAGCGAGAUACCCCGUGGAUACUGUGUUAGAGCUUGAAUUCCAGGGGGUGAAAAAAUCCUACACCAUGCUUCAGAGCUGGCCUGUACGUACACCUAGGCCCGUUGCAUCAAAGCUCGCUGCUGAUACUCCUCUACUUACAGGACAGCGUGUCCUUGAUGCUCUUUUCCCGUCGGUUCUUGGUGGAACAUGUGCGAUUCCUGGUGCUUUUGGCUGUGGUAAAACUGUUAUCAGUCAGGCUCUUUCCAAGUACUCCAACUCUGAUGCUGUUGUUUAUGUUGGUUGUGGAGAGCGAGGAAAUGAAAUGGCUGAGGUACUUAUGGAUUUCCCACAAUUGACAAUGACUUUGCCUGAUGGCCGUGAGGAAUCUGUCAUGAAGCGUACCACACUUGUAGCCAACACCUCCAACAUGCCUGUGGCUGCUCGUGAAGCCUCUAUUUACACAGGAAUCACUAUUGCCGAAUAUUUUAGAGAUAUGGGAUACAAUGUUAGUAUGAUGGCAGACUCAACCUCCCGUUGGGCAGAAGCAUUGAGAGAAAUUUCUGGACGUCUGGCUGAAAUGCCUGCUGAUAGUGGAUAUCCUGCCUAUCUAGCAGCGCGUCUAGCGUCUUUCUAUGAACGUGCUGGUAAAGUAAAAUGUCUUGGUGGACCAGAACGUAAUGGAAGUGUCACAAUCGUCGGUGCUGUUUCUCCACCUGGUGGUGACUUCUCAGAUCCUGUGACUUCUGCAACACUUAGCAUUGUUCAGGUCUUUUGGGGUUUGGACAAAAAGCUUGCCCAGAGAAAACAUUUCCCUUCUGUUAAUUGGCUGAUUUCCUACUCCAAGUAUUCUACGGCAUUGGAAUCUUUCUACGAAAAGUUUGAUCCAGAUUUCAUCAACAUCAGGACAAAGGCCAGAGAGGUGUUGCAGAGGGAAGAUGAUCUUAAUGAAAUUGUCCAGCUUGUAGGAAAAGAUGCGCUAGCUGAAGGUGAUAAAAUCACUUUGGAAACAGCUAAGCUAUUGAGAGAAGACUACCUUGCUCAAAAUGCGUUCACAGCCUACGACAAAUUCUGUCCUUUCUACAAAUCUGUGUGGAUGAUGCGUAACAUUAUUCAUUUCUACAACUUGGCCAAUCAGGCUGUUGAGAGAGCAGCUGGAAUGGAUGGUCAAAAGAUUUCUUACACACUCAUUAAACAUCGCUUGGGAGAUCUUUUUUACCGUUUAGUGUCUCAGAAGUUUGAAGAUCCAGCUGAGGGUGAGGAUACACUUGUAGCCAAAUUCCAGAAGCUGUAUGACGAUCUGACUUCUGGAUUCCGCGCUUUGGAGGAUGAAACUCGAUAA
Molecule: messenger RNA, 1749 nt
Organism: Microthlaspi erraticum
Lineage: Eukaryota; Viridiplantae; Streptophyta; Magnoliopsida; Brassicales; Brassicaceae
Source: the annotation of a GenBank genome assembly